AUGGUGCUGUAUAUUCGAACGUUGGCCUCUACCUUCUUCAGGGCCUCUAUAUUGUAAGUUUGAACACUUCUUAUUCAUGGCCAUCAAAUUUAAUUUGAAAUUAUAUUCUCAUUAUGUUUUAGAGUAGUGGUGGCGUUCAAUAUCGAGCGAUAUGUCUGUGUUUGCAAACCCUUGUGGGCUCAUCGAGUUUGCACGUCCAAGACCUCUCUAUUAGCAGUUACCUCGUCUUUGAUCAUCGCAUUUGGCUGUAGUUUACAAUGGCCAUUAGUUUAUAAAGUAACGGAGUGUCUUGAUGGUGACAGUAAUCAUUAUUAUUACGUAAUCACGAUGAAAACAGAACCGGCUUUGCAGGUAAGGCCAGGUACAAAUCCAAGUAGCUAUUAUUGUGUUUAUUUGCAGAUGUACUACCGUAUGACCAAUUUGAUUUCCUUGAUCAUGUUCAACAUCUUCCCGAUCUUACUUAUUCUCAUCCUCAACUCAUUACUAGUCCGAACUUUGCGGCAAGUGGUCGAAUCAGACAAAAGAAGAUCAAGUGGAGCAGAUACGACCAUGUUACAGCCGUCUGAAGAACCAAAUCACAAUAAAUUCAAUGCGAAUGCAAUGCUUUUUGCAGUUGUUUUACUUCUCUUUAUUUGCAUCGGCCCGCAAGCGCCAGCCCGCUUAUUAUACGACUACUUGGGGCCAUAUCAUCCAACUGUGGUCAUAUACAUGUGCAUUAGUCAGUUGGUAAGUAGUGAUUUCAUACUUUAAAAUAAGCCUUAUACAGUGUGAGUCAUAAUUAUAACCGCACUUUAAAAAUGAGUGUAACUUUUGUGAUUGUGAAUAGAAAUGUGUCAUAUUUGGCGCCAAUGGGCAUCAGUCUACUAGAAAUGAUGUCCCAAAAAAUUAUUUUGAAGAGUUUCCGUAUUUUAGAGAAAAGCUGCAAAAACCAAAAUUAUGAUACUUUUUGGAGUCGCAAAAUUAUACAAACGAUUAUAACUUUAAAAACAUUUCAGCUCGUAUUCCUAAAUGCCUCCCUCAAUUUCUGUAUUUACUGCCUCGUUUCGAAAAGGUACCGAGGUCUUUUACUCGAAUCUCUCCGACGAUUACUGAGACAUGAAACGGAAUGGUGCAGUUGGACUGGAGCCCAACUCAAGACCAAAUUCUCCAUUCUCUUAGGGCCAUCCACCCUACACACCGAAGAGCAUCCGAUGCUGGAACAACGACGAACUUCUGGACCUCAAACACACGCUUCGGAUAUCUAA
Molecule: messenger RNA, 1244 nt
Organism: Bursaphelenchus xylophilus (pine wood nematode)
Lineage: Eukaryota; Metazoa; Nematoda; Chromadorea; Rhabditida; Aphelenchoididae
Source: the annotation of a GenBank genome assembly